AUGUCGACCGCUACGAAACCCUCGGCUCUAGCCUUUGACCUCCAAGCGCGAUGUUCGACAUCCAAGGCGCGCGCAUCGACCCUGCACCUUCCGCAUGGGCCAGUCGACCUCCCAAUGUUCAUGCCCGUAGCGACCCAGGCGUCUCUGAAGGGCCUGACCCCAGAGCAGCUGGAAGAGACAGGCUGCAGACUGUGCUUGAACAAUACAUAUCACUUGGGCUUGAAGCCGGGCCAGGCUGUACUGGAUGCGAUCGGCGGAGCUCAUAAGCUUCAAGGAUGGAACUACAACAUCCUGACUGACAGUGGCGGUUUCCAAAUGGUCUCGUUGCUCAAAUUGGCCAAGAUAACAGAGGAGGGAGUGAGAUUCCUCAGUCCUCACGAUGGUAGUCCAAUGCUUCUCACACCAGAGCAUUCCAUGUCUCUCCAAAACUCCAUUGGGUCAGACAUCAUGAUGCAGCUGGACGAUGUCAUACAGACAACCUCGCCGGAUCAUGCUCGGAUGAAAGAGGCCAUGGAACGCUCAGUCCGGUGGCUGGACAGAUGUAUCGCCGCCCACAAGUACCCGGAGAAGCAGAACCUUUUCUGCAUCAUCCAAGGCGGCCUCGACCUCGAGAUGCGAAAACAAUGUUGUCUCGAAAUGAUCAAGAGAGAUACUCCGGGCAUAGCCAUCGGCGGGCUUUCCGGGGGGGAAGCAAAGUCGGAUUUUUGCAAAGUCGUUGAUACAUGCACCGACCUCCUCCCGGAAAACAAACCAAGAUAUAUCAUGGGAAUAGGCUAUCCCGAAGACAUCGUCGUCGCCGUAGCUCUGGGGGCUGACAUGUUCGACUGCGUUUGGCCUACGAGAACAGCACGCUUCGGCAAUGCCAUUACAUCGCAGGGCGUGCUGAAUCUAAAGCAUGCCCGCUACGCCCGAGACUUCGGCCCGGUCGAACACGAUUGCACCUGCACAUGCUGUCGCUCGAAGGAAGAUGGCGGCCUAGGAAUUACCAGAGCUUACAUCUACCACCUCGCAGCCAAGGAGACGGUCGGAGCACAUCUAUUGACGAUGCACAACGUACAUCAUCUCCUCUCGUUGAUGCGGCGCGCCAGACAGGCGAUUCUGGAAGACCGAUACCCUGAAUUCGCACAGGACUUCUUUGCUCGAUACUUUGCCGACAAGGCGACGCCGCAGUGGGCCAUUGAUGCGCUUCAGGGUGUCGGGAUCGAGCUUUGA
Capronia epimyces CBS 606.96 is the source of this 1212-nucleotide messenger RNA. RefSeq names its product queuine tRNA-ribosyltransferase. The transcript is spliced from 8 exons. Gene Ontology annotation, molecular function: tRNA-guanosine(34) queuine transglycosylase activity. Gene Ontology annotation, cellular component: cytosol. The coding region runs from base 1 to 1212 and encodes 403 amino acids. Lineage: Eukaryota; Fungi; Ascomycota; Eurotiomycetes; Chaetothyriales; Herpotrichiellaceae. The record is from RefSeq and is a predicted model, not a curated record.